This is a messenger RNA of Geosmithia morbida, 1671 nucleotides long. RefSeq names its product Fungal trichothecene efflux pump (TRI12). The transcript is spliced from 3 exons. The annotation marks the transcript as partial. NCBI's taxonomy places the organism in Eukaryota, Fungi, Ascomycota, Sordariomycetes, Hypocreales, Bionectriaceae. The record is from RefSeq and is a predicted model, not a curated record. Gene Ontology annotation, molecular function: transmembrane transporter activity. Gene Ontology annotation, biological process: transmembrane transport.
AUGUCUACAACGGAAAAGCAACAGCUGCCCGACGAACGGGUCCCUUCACCCCCAGAAACGCUCAACAACGAAGACGGAAACAACGAUGCCCUCUCGACCUCGCCACCGAAGGAGCGCAUGCCCGUCGUCGAGCCCGGCCCGGCCGCCUCCGACUCGGAGCACAAGCUGGUCCAGUUCAGCCCCGACGACCCCGGAAACCCGAAGAACUGGUCGAAGCUGUACAAGUGGUACUGCACCAUGGUCGUGGCCGUGACCUGCUUCGUCGUCGCCUUCGCAUCCGCCGUCAUCACCGCCGACAUCUCCGGAGUCGCCGAGACCUUUGACGUCAGCAAGGAGGUCGCCCUCCUCUCCAUCACCCUCUUCGUCGUCGGCUUCGGCGUCGGUCCCAUGGCCUUUGCUCCUCUGUCCGAGAUUUACGGCCGUCAAGUCAUCUACGCAUCCACCCUGCUCAUCGCCGUCGUCUUCAUCAUCCCCUGCGCCGUGGCCAAGAACAUCUCCACCCUGCUCGUCUGCCGUGCCAUUGAUGGAAUCGCCUUCUCGGCCCCCAUGACCCUCGUCGGAGGCACCCUGGCCGAUCUGUGGAGGAAUGAGGAGCGUGGUGUCCCGAUGGCUGCCUUUUCUGCCGCGCCCUUUAUCGGUCCUGCUAUCGGACCCCUCGUCGGUGGUUUCCUUUCCGACGCGGCAGGCUGGAGAUGGCUGUACUGGAUCCAGCUGAUCCUCGCCUCCGUCGUCUGGAUCCUCAUCAGCUUCACCGUUCCCGAGACGUACGCGCCCACCAUCCUCAAGAGGCGCGCCAAGAAGCUGCGCAGCGAGACCGGAGACGCCAGCUACAAGACCGAGCAGGAGAUCGAGGGCAAGCCCGUGUCGGAGCGCCUCCGCGUCUUCCUGGUCCGCCCGUUCCAGCUCCUGUUCGGCGAGCUCAUCGUCUUCCUCAUCUCCGUCUACAUGAGCGUCCUGUACGGCCUGCUCUACAUGUUCUUCGUCGCCUUCCCCGUCGUCUACCAGGAGGGCAAGGGCUACUCGGCCGGCACGACGGGCCUGACCUUCAUCCCCGUGGCCGUCGGCGUCGUCGCCUCGGCCUUCUGCGCGCCGCUCGUCAACCGGCACUACCUCAAGAUGGUGCACCGGCACGGCGGCAAGCCCCCGGCCGAGGUGCGCCUGAUCCCCAUGAUGAUCUCGUGCUGGUGCAUCCCCAUCGGCCUCUUCAUCUUCGCCUGGACCUCGUACCCGGACCUGUCCGGGGCCGGCCCCGCCAUGGGCGGCUUCCCCGUCGGCUUCGGCUUCAUCUUCCUCUACAACUCGGCCAACAACUACCUCGUCGACUCGUACCAGCACCAGGCCGCCUCCGCCCUGGCCGCCAAGACCUUCAUCCGCUCCUUCUGGGGCGCCGCCGUCGUCCUCUUCACCGAGCAGAUGUACGCCCGCCUCGGCGACCAGUGGGCCUCCAGCCUCCUCGCCUUCAUCAGCCUCGGCUGCUGCGCCAUCCCCUUCCUCUUCUGGGUCUACGGAGCCAGGAUCCGGUCCCGCAGCAGGUUCGCCUACACCGGCGACGACGAGCCGACCGCAAAGGAGGACCUCGAGAUGGCCAAGCGAGGCGAGGGCGAGGGCGGCGUCUUCCGGGACGAGAACGACCUCGACACCGACGAGGAUCUCAGGAGGGCCAUGUCCUAC